Ochotona princeps (American pika) is the source of this 7622-nucleotide messenger RNA. RefSeq names its product AT-rich interaction domain 5B (gene ARID5B). The record is from RefSeq and is a predicted model, not a curated record. The transcript has 10 exons. Gene Ontology annotation, biological process: regulation of transcription by RNA polymerase II. The coding region runs from base 120 to 3686 and encodes 1188 amino acids. Gene Ontology annotation, molecular function: transcription cis-regulatory region binding. Gene Ontology annotation, cellular component: nucleus. NCBI's taxonomy places the organism in Eukaryota, Metazoa, Chordata, Mammalia, Lagomorpha, Ochotonidae.
AUUGAGACAUUACGCCGACUGAAGGCAGAGAAUGUUUUUCCCUGCCAGGACCUGAUGCAAUCCAUUCAAGCCAACAAGUUUGGAGAGAAUGUUGAGUUCAAUCAAUUCAGAACGUCGAGAUGGAGCCCAACUCACUCCAGUGGGUCGGCUCACCGUGUGGCUUGCACGGACCUUACAUUUUCUACAAGGCUUUUCAAUUCCACCUUGAAGGCAAACCAAGAAUUUUGUCCCUUGGCGACUUUUUCUUUGUAAGAUGUACGCCAAAGGAUCCGAUUUGCAUAGCGGAGCUCCAGCUGUUGUGGGAAGAGAGGACCAGCCGGCAACUUUUAUCCAGCUCUAAACUUUAUUUCCUCCCAGAAGACACUCCCCAGGGCAGAAAUAGCGACCAUGGCGAGGAUGAAGUGAUUGCUGUUUCUGAAAAGGUGAUUGUGAAGCUGGAAGACCUGGUGAAGUGGGUACAUUCUGAUUUCUCCAAAUGGAGAUGUGGCCUCCAAGCUGGGCCAGUGAAAACCGAAGCCUUGGGAAGGAAUGGACAGAAGGAAGCUCUGUUAAAGUACCGGCAGUCAACCCUCAACAGUGGACUCAACUUCAAAGACGUUCUCAAGGAAAAGGCUGACCUUGGGGAGGAUGAUGAAGAAACAAAUGUGAUCGUCCUCAGCUACCCUCAGUACUGCCGGUACCGCUCCAUGCUGAAGCGCAUCCAGGACAAGCCAUCCUCCAUCCUGACGGACCAGUUCGCAUUGGCCCUGGGAGGCAUUGCAGUAGUCAGCAGGAACCCUCAAAUUCUGUACUGCCGGGACACUUUUGACCACCCAACUCUUAUAGAAAAUGAGAGUAUAUGUGAUGAGUUUGCGCCAAAUCUUAAAGGCAGACCGCGCAAAAAGAAAACAUGCCCGCAGAGAAGAGAUUCAUUCAGUGGCGUCAAGGAUUCCAACAACAAUUCCGAUGGCAAAGCCGUUGCCAAGGUGAAAUGUGAGGCCAGGUCAGCCUUGACCAAGCCAAAAAGUAAUCAUAAUAACUGUAAAAAAGUUUCCAAUGAAGAAAAACCAAAGCUUGCCAUUGGUGAGGAGUGCAGGGCGGAUGAACAGGCCUUCCUGGUGGCACUUUAUAAAUACAUGAAAGAAAGGAAGACACCAAUAGAGCGAAUACCCUAUUUAGGUUUUAAACAGAUUAACCUUUGGACUAUGUUUCAAGCUGCUCAAAAACUGGGAGGAUAUGAAACAAUAACAGCCCGCCGCCAAUGGAAACAUAUUUAUGAUGAAUUAGGCGGUAAUCCUGGGAGCACCAGCGCUGCCACUUGUACCCGCAGACAUUAUGAAAGAUUAAUCCUACCAUAUGAAAGGUUUAUUAAGGGAGAAGAAGACAAGCCCCUGCCUCCAAUUAAACCUCGGAAACAGGAGAACAGUUCACAGGAAAAUGAGAAUAAAACAAAAGUUUCAGGAGCCAAACGCAUCAAGCAUGAAAUGCCUAAGAGCAAGAAAGAAAAAGAGAAUGCCCCAAAGCCCCAGGAUGUGUCCGAGGUUUCAUCGGAGCAAGAGAAAGAGCAGGAGACUUUAAACCAGAAAAAUGCCACAGAGCCUCUCCAAGCCACAGACGUAAAGAAAAAAGCGGAAGGGCAUCAGGAGGCUGCUGCAAGGCCUCUGGGGUCCCGAGCAGAACUGGAAAAGGGCUGUGAGACAGACCAAGGCCCCAAGAGCGAGAAGGAGGCCGAGGAGUCGACAGAGAAGAGACCUGCACCUCUGCUCCCGGAUGCUCCACUGGCACCUGAAAGGGACCCAACCCCGAAGCUCGGGGCUGCCAAACAGUCCCUCACUCCACCCAGCGCACUGGUAGACUCCAAGCAGGAAUCCAAACCCUGCUGCUUUGCAGAGAGCCCCGAGAGGGACCUGCAAGAGGCUGCCUUUCCCACCUUCCCUCUGACUCAGCCACCGCCGGCCAGCCAGAAUGAGGUGGAAGAGGACAAACUCCCUGCCAUGGCGGAUUACAUCGCCAACUGCACGGUCAAAGUGGACCAGCUGGGCAGCGACGACAUCCACACCGCACUGAAGCAGACCCCAAAAGUCCUCGUCGUUCAGUCAUUCGACAUGUUCAAGGACAAAGACCUGACUGGGCCACUGAAUGAGAACCACGGCCUGAACUACACCCCCUUGCUCUACUCCAGGGGCAACCCGGGCAUCAUGUCCCCCCUGGCCAAGAAGAAGCUUCUGUCCCAAGUGAGUGGGGCCAGCCUCUCAAGCAGCUACCCCUACGGUUCACCACCCCCUUUGAUCAGCAAAAAGAAACUAAUGGCACGUGAUGACUUGUGUUCUGGCUUGUCGCAGACCCACCAUAGCCCAAGCACUGACCACAUAGCCGUCAGCCGGCCAUCAGUGAUCCAGCAUGUCCAAAGCUUCAAGAGCAAGCCCUCAGAAGAGCGGAAGGGUAUCAAUGACAUUUUCAAGCAUGACAAGCUGAGUCGAUCUGAUGCCCACCGCUGCAGCUUCUCCAAGCAUCACCUUAACUCCCUGGCGGAUUCCUAUAUCUUAAAGCAAGAAAUGCAAGAAGGCAAGGAUAAACUCUUAGAGAAACGGGCACUCCCCCAUUCCCACAUGCCCAGCUUCUUGGCAGAUUUCUACUCGUCCCCUCAUCUCCACAGCCUCUACAGACACACUGAGCACCAUCUUCAUAAUGAACAGGCAUCCAAGUACCCCUCCCGGGACAUGUAUAGGGAAUCAGAAAACAACUCUUUUCCCUCCCACAAACACCAAGAGAAGCUGCACGUCAACUAUCUCGCCUCUCUUCACCUGCAAGACAAGAAGUUGGCCGCGGCUGAUGCCGCUACGGAUGAUCAGCCCACAGAUCUGAGCCUUCCCAAGAAUCCGCACAAACCAACCGGCAAGGUCCUAGGCCUGGCCCACUCAAGCCCAGGGCCCCAGGAGAGCAAAGGCGCUCCCCAGUUCCAGGUCUUAAGCAGCCAGAGUCGAGACUGUCACCCCAAAGCCUGUCGGGUAUCACCUAUGACCAUGUCGGUUCCUAAAAAAUACCCCGAGUCACUUUCGCGAUCGGGAAAACCACACCAUGUGAGAUUGGAGAAUUUCCGCAAGAUGGAAGGCAUGGUUCACCCUAUCCUGCAACGCAAAAUGAGCCCUCAGAACAUCGGGGCUGCGCGGCCCAUCAAGCGCAGCCUGGAGGAUUUGGACCUGGUGAUUGCCGGGAAAAAGGCCAGGGCAGUGUCUCCCCUGGACCCAUCCAAGGAGGUCUCCGGGAAGGAAAAGGCCUCUGAGCAGGAGAGUGAAGGCAGCAAGGCAGCAUACAGUGGGCACGCCGGAGGCGGGGCGGAGGGCCACAAGCUGCCCCUCUCCUCCCCUAUCUUCCCGGGUUUGUAUUCUGGGAGCCUGUGUAACUCGGGCCUCAACUCGAGGCUCCCAGCUGGAUAUUCUCAUUCUCUGCAGUACUUGAAAAACCAGACUGUGCUUUCUCCACUCAUGCAGCCCCUGGCUUUCCACUCGCUUGUGAUGCAAAGAGGAAUUUUUACAUCGCCCACAAAUUCUCAGCACCUCUACAGACACUUGGCUGCGGCCACGCCGGUAGGAAGUUCGUACGGGGACCUUUUGCACAACAGCAUUUACCCUUUAGCUGCUAUCAAUCCUCAAGCUGCCUUCCCAUCAUCCCAGCUGUCGUCCAUACACCCCAGUACUAAAUUGUAGGCCCGGCUCUGCUCAGCGUCCCAGAACGGCGUGGCUGCCAGAGCUUCACCCCUUGCCCUGGGGUGGUGGCUUAGAGAAUUAGAAGCCAGUAUUUCUUCUAAUCUGGGGGUACGAUUAGUCCCAGUGGCAGAGGCCAAGAUGUGAGAUGAACAUGCCUGAUUUUUCUGGGACAGCUCCUGCCUUGGCUGGCCAGCCUUGACUCCCCUGGCUACCUGGCACCUGUGGAUCUUUCAUUUUACGUGUGGGUCUUUGGAAAGAGUGUAUGUAUAUCCAGGAAGAACUGCAAGGACCCUAUCUGAGUUUGGUCAGGGAAACAAUCUGGGAGAAAAAAAAAGAUGGGGGCAGGCUUUUCAAAGGAAGGGGCAAGGAAGCUGGUAAACCCAUGCCAAGGGAUGCCCCUUUUAUCACAAACCUCUCUGAGGUUCAGUCAAUGCAAUGUAUAGUGAAACUUCAGUAGAUCUUUCAUUUUGACACUAUUCAACAAUCCAGAGAAGUAAACACUGUUAAAUUGACUGUAUAUAUUUGCUUCUGAAAACUACCCGGAUCACUGUUUGCUCACCUAAUUUAUAUACAGGUGGUUCCAUUUUCUCUGGUUCGUUCUUGUCCUUUUUUUUUUUAAUAUAUAUAUAUAUAUAUUUUAAUUAAACAGUAUCGCUUUUGUUGGCAGGUCUUUUUUUUUGUUUUGUUUUAUUGUUUAUUUUAAAAGCUGACUGUCCUCGGUGUUGAUGUGUGUUUGUAAUUUUUCCACAUCUUAUCAUUUUGAGCAGCUUUGGGUGGUCAAGUUAUUGUUUACAAAUUGAAGCAACUGAUUCUAGUGGAACAAAUGGAAGAGAAGCAGUUGAGCACACAGUCGUGCAAAGAACGUUCCUUUGCAGAUCCGCAACUUACUGAUUUUGUUCCUCAUAAACGGCAUAGUUGAAAGAGCUUAUGCACUGCUUACCCGGCCAAAUGCUUUGCUUUGAAGUAUUGGGUUAUGUGAAAAUACCGAGCAUUGUACUUACCUUAUCUAGGCUGUGAAACUGCCCUACAUACCAGAGGAAGCAUAAAAACAAAAACCUCACUGGCAGCAAGCUGCUGAAUAAGAGUCUAGAGGACAUAUUUGUGGGCUGCACAGAUAUCUUAGGAAUUUUGGAAAUUACAACAGGAGCCAAACUGAUUGACAUUGAUGUUGGCCCUGAUCCCUUUCAGUGGUCUGGGAAAGAGGGCUGGGAAGGGGUACACCUUGGCUAUCCAGCAGAGAAGGAGCAGCUGAAGACCAACAGCUGAAGACCAACAGCUUCUCUGGGUGUUGGGCUGUUGAGUCACGUGCAAUCACAUUGUCCCCAUCUACUUGAUUGCUUGUUGUUCCCCAGAAGAAUCUGCCAGGCUGCUUCUUUGGGGAUAAUUGACACAUUGGGUUAGCUAUUUCAAAAGAAAGUCAUCAUGUUAGGGAUUAUGGGGCCUGAGCUUGGUGUGGCUAUGCACACCACAGGCGGCUGGUGUCGUGAUGUUGAUCACCUGACAAUAUAGUCUGCUUUAUGAUUUCUUGUCUCAUUGGAAAUCAAUGGUCAGGCUGUACAAACAGCCAGAAGAUGUGGGGAAUGUCUGUGGUCAUUCUUGCCACUCUAUUCCACUUCCUGCCAAAGUGUAACAUCAAGGCAGAUGUGUUUUCUAGGUGUCUGAAAAAUGAAUCAAUACAGAGAGUGGAUUGUGUUUCCAAGUCCCAUCCCUGCUAAAGGUUGCUUUAAUGAACUCCUCAGCCCACUCCCCCCAGACCCCAACACUACCAGUAGGCUUUAGGACCAUAGUUAACCAAGUCUUUUACCUCUGAGAUAUUUACUUCUACAAAAAUUGAUGACAAUGUUCAACUUCUACGUAGGUAACUCACUGCAAAAUACUCUAAACUGGUAACAAUGAAACUGCGGCUCUGACACAAAGCCAUGCAUGCCGUGCGUUUGUAUUGAAACGUCUCCAUGAUAUGAAGCCAAAUAUUCCAUGUAGCAUACUUAAUAUCCAAAGGUGGAAACAAAAAGAAUGUAGAGAUCCAGUGUUAAGAGUUCCAUUUGCUUCAAUUAAUUAUUUACCUUCCUGUGGAAUAAUAAUAUUAAUAAUAAUAUAUUUAAUAGAACCAUAGAUAGACCAGUAGAAUUUAGAUUAUAAAUGUGUGAGUGCAGAUUAUCCUGCUAUUGCACAAGAUGGAGAGGGGGAAAUCUCAAUUCCAGCGGGCAAAAUGCUGGCCAGGACACAGAGACACGAAAGUUGCACUAGAAUGAAUGGUCACAGAACCGGAGGACGUGGACAAAAAUAAAUAAAUAAAUAAAUAAAACGAAACUCUGAUGCUUCUGCAACAGACCUGGGCUAGAAUGGUACAUGGUUUCUGUGAGUUUGUUUCUCAAAGAAAAAUGGGGACGGUGUGUCCCCCCGUGGAGCUCACCUAUUCAUUUGGAAUACAGCACAUUUGUUUUCCUCCCUGCUAUGAUUUUAGCCUGUUUCACCACGUUGGAAUUUGAUCACACCGUUUUCAAACAAUGUUAACAUAGUGCAGCUUUUGUUUUUCACAUCUCUUCUGAGAGAAGGCUCACUGUUUCUGUCUGAGGAAGCUCAUACCCUCAGCAAAACAUCAGGACAAAUAAAGAGAAAUGGGUAUACGUUCUGGACAGAAGCAGUGUGUUAUUUGUUUUAAAACUCCGAACAGAGAUCUUGGAAAUCUUUCAAAAAGACCAUUGAAUUCUUCAUUGGCUGAGAACUACAUUUUAAAAAGUCUUAAAUAGGGCUUUGUUUGCAUUGUUUGAGUUCAAGGGGCCUUAUUAUUGAAUGGAAUUGCACAAGCUUUUCUUUGUGCAAUCAAACCAUUGUUAUUGGUAGUUCUAUAAAGGAAACUGUAGAAUCUAAUUGGCAAUGGAGUCAUAAAUCUAUUUACUGAGUGUGGCUUCCAAGAAAUGUUGCAAUUCAAAAUGCACUAAGAUCAUGAUUUAUUGGAGAUUUAGAGAUUCUAAAAAAUAGUUUUAAAAAAUCGUUUUCAUGCAAUUUCUGGUUUAACUUUUGGCAACACAACAUUAAAAAAAAAGAGCCCAACUGAUUUUCAGAAUUAAGUAUUCUAGUGACUCGAACUUGUAAUAUUUGCCACAGGACUGACUUAUUUAUUUACUAGCUAGAUGCUGUUAAGUUCACUUGUUUAUCAGGGCAUACACAGAAAGGUUUGUUAAAACUCAGUGUUGACGUUACAACUUUCUGACCUGGUGCAUGAAUUCUCAAGUACUGUAUUUCACUGUGUUGGUGUGUCUGAUGGAAAUUUCGAGGUGGUCCCACUAAAAUAUUUUAUGUAGUGUGCCUUCAAAGAGAAUCAUUUAUUUCUCUUCACUUGUUGUCCCAUGGAGUCACAUUGGGUGGUGGUCAGCCAAGUCCUAUCUGGUCUGGUUUUACUCUUGUCCCAAUUUCAAAGAGAAAUGGGAGUGAUUUCACCCUGGUGAGACCAACACCAUUGCAAUGAUUGCCUUGAGCAUUUAAACUCCAGUGUUGGCUGUUGAUGUAUUUGAUAUUCUGCUUGUCUCCCCAUGGUUGAAAUAUGUCUGAAGAAUAGCAGCAUAAUCUCUUGGCUGUUUAUAAUUUUUUAAACUUUCCUGUGUUGUAAAUAUUGUAUACUUUUGGUGAUUCCAGCUAUGUAACCUCUAUGCUCUGUAAGGUGAUUUUUGUUUUGUAUAUAGCAACAUGGCCCAGUGAUAUUAUAUAGUUUCCCAAUGGAGAGGUUAUUGAGUAACCUUUGCAUUAGUUAAAACACUACCAGAAGAACGCUGAGCCAAAUAUAAACACUCAAUUUUGUAUGUUUUCCAAAUUGUACUUAUUACCGCUUUUGAUACUGUAUUACGUGCCAAUAGUUUCCCAAUCACAUAGCAGGCAAGAGAUAUUUUGUACUUUUUGAUCCACUGUAAUAUUUAAUAAAAAAUGUUACUAUCUGUU